CGUCCUACCUUUUAACCUUCAUUUUUCGUUUCGCACAAAAUGGCUCAGAAGCUAGCAGGGAAAAUUGCAGUGGUGACAGCGUCGACAGAUGGUAUCGGGUACGCCAUUGCGGAGAGGCUUGCCCAGGAUGGUGCGAAAGUAGUUAUAAGCAGUCGGAAGCAGACUAACGUCGACGCCGCGGUAAAGAAGCUCAAGUCUCAAAAACUCGACGUUGUAGGCGUGGUUUGUCACGUGGGGAAGAAGGAGGACAGAGAAAAUCUCGUGGCCACGGCUAUAGAAAAGUAUGGUGGGAUCGACAUAUUUGUGUCAAACGCAGCCGUGAAUCCGUUCUUUGGUCCUAUCCUCGAUUGUACGGAGUCUGCUUGGGACAAGAUUUUUGACAUUAACGUGAAAACAGCAUUUUUGCUGUGUAAGGAUAUUGUUCCUCAUAUGCAGAAGCGUGGAGGAGGUUCUAUAAUACUCGUUUCGUCAAUUGGAGGAUAUGAGCCUAGUGCGUUGAUGGGUCCUUAUAGUGUCAGCAAAACGGCUGUCCUCGGUUUGAAGAAAGCCUUAGUUCACCAGCUAUCACCGAUGAAUAUCCGGGUUAACUGCCUCGCUCCCGGUCUAAUCAAAACGAGGUUUAGCGAAGCUCUGUGGAAAGAUCCGGACAACAUGAAGCUUGCAACACAGAAUAUUAAGCUUGGAAGAAUUGGCAAGCCGGAAGAGUGUGCUGGGAUUGUAUCUUUCCUGUCCUCAGACGAUGCAUCAUUCAUUACAGAUGAAACAAUCAAGGUAUCCGGUGGGGCCAGCAGUCAACUGUAGGUGCUCGAUAACAGCAUAACGAGAGAGUACGAGAGUUUGUUACGUGGUAUUAUGUGUUAAGAAUACCCGUACCACUGCCAAAAUCGGAAACUACACAUUAGAAACUAUUUUUUGUCCGUAAUUACCAUAGCUUUGAUAAAUCAUUUCCUCAUAGAAAACCAAAACUUGCUGGACUCUCAUGAAACAAACAAAAACAUAUUGAAGGUGAAAUAACCAAAAUAUAAUCAGCAGUGUUCUGAGUGUAGGAAUCCAGCAGAGUUAGACCGAGGAUCGAACCGCGGACCUCAGAUUGUUAUUCCGUCGUUCUACCUAGUCAGCAGAAGAGUUCCCAAAACGAAAUUAAGGGAAGGUUACUGUUCAAAAAAAAAAAAACCACAGUGCAGGGGGACAGGGGUCCUAAAGAUGUGUCAAUUUAAUUGUGAUUUAUAACGAACGAUCAAACGUACAUACCAAAGGUAUAUUUAAGAACAUAACUUGUAUUCUAGUCGAAUGAAAAUAUAUCUUUUAAUUGUAAUAUUGUUGUAUUGUUUUUCUGUCAAUCAAACCAUUAAAUAUUUAAUUGAAAGCUUUUAAUGCAGUUUAUGGGU
This is a messenger RNA of Mizuhopecten yessoensis (Yesso scallop), 1388 nucleotides long. RefSeq names its product dehydrogenase/reductase SDR family member 4-like. Gene Ontology annotation, molecular function: carbonyl reductase (NADPH) activity. The transcript is spliced from 9 exons. The coding region runs from base 40 to 801 and encodes 253 amino acids. NCBI's taxonomy places the organism in Eukaryota, Metazoa, Mollusca, Bivalvia, Pectinida, Pectinidae. The record is from RefSeq and is a predicted model, not a curated record.